AUGGCCAACCAGUCAACCCUCCGACCAGCUCUAUCCUCGCUGCUUCAGCAAUACAUAAAGCUUCUGCGCUCAUCUCCGAAGUCUCUCCGCAUCUUAGCUGCGACAAUACUAUGCGCAACACUCGGUGGGCUCUGGGAGCGCCGCCGCCGUUACAGAAAGGCAGAUGAAGGUCGAGGACGGGUAUUAGUCCGACGGAAUUCCGCCAUCCAGCUGAAAGAUGGUUCGCGAUUGAUCUACGUCCCCUACAAAAAGACCACUGCAAAAGUGGUCAUAAAUCCAACAAAGUCUACCACCUUCGAUGCGCAUAGACGUCUAUUCCUCGAGCCUCCAGGGGGUCGAGGUUUUAAAUCUCAAAGUAGCCUGGGGGGCGGGGAGGGCCCGCCAGUCAACACUAAGCCUGGGCUGAAUCUGGCAUUUUUGCACCAGUUUCUGAGUCUUCUCAGUAUCAUGAUACCGAGGUUAACAAGUAAAGAGAGUUUCUUGUUGUUGCUACACACGUUCUUUUUGAUCAGCAGGACGUACCUGAGCUUGGUGGUUGCACGACUUGACGGUGAGAUCGUUCGAGAUCUUGUCGCGGGGAACGGGAAAGCAUUUGCUUGGGGAAUUGGUAAAUGGCUAAGCGUCGGCGUACCAGCUGUCUAUUGCAAUGCAAUGAUAAAAUUCCUCCAGUCGAAGAUCUCUAUAGCAUUCCGCACGCGACUAACGCGGUACAUCCACGAUCUGUACCUAAACGAUAAACAAGCUUAUUAUAAGCUACAGAACCUAGAUGGUGGACUUGUGGGUGGCGGCGCUGACCAGUUCAUAACGUCUGAUCUGCCGUUAUUUUGUGAUUCAGCUGCCGCACUGUACUCAUCUCUUGGGAAGCCAUUUUUGGAUUUGGUUGUUUUUAACUAUCAGCUUGCAAGAUCAUUGGGACCACUUGCACUGGCGGGAAUUUUGUUCAAUUAUGGCGCAACUGCAUGGAUGUUGAAGAAAUUUUCUCCCCCAUUUGGAAGGCUCGCUGCUGCUCAGGGGAGAAAAGAGGGAGAUUUCAGAGGAUUACACACACGCUUAAUUGGCAAUGCCGAAGAGGUUGCAUUUUAUGGUGGCGCGGAAAUGGAGAAGGGAUUCCUAGAAAAAGGUUUCAAGGACCUGAAACAGCUGAUGGAAGGCAUUUACAGUAUGAAAAUCCGCUACAAUAUGCUUGAGGACUUUGUCUUGAAGUACGGCUGGUCGGCACUAGGAUAUCUUUUUACAUCUCUCCCCGUGUUUCUCCCCGCUUGGGGUGGUCUCGGCGGCCUUGUUGAGCUCGCUGGCGCAACCGCAGGUACCAGUCGCGAAACAGACAGGAUGAAGGGGUUCAUUACCAACAAGCGCCUCAUGCUCUCACUCGCUGAUGCCGGUGGCCGUAUGAUGUACUCUUUCAAGGAUCUUUCUGAGUUAGCAGGCUACACUUCCAGAGUGUAUACACUAGUAUCGACCCUUCACAGAGUCCACUCUAAUUCCUACUCGACGCCAAGACCAGAGCUGUACGGCGCGGCAGAUAUUCAAGGUACACUGCAUAAAGGUUUCGAUGGUGUGCGGCUCGAGGGCGUUCCAAUCGUUGCUCCAGGCCUUUGGCCACGGGGUGGUGAGGAACUUGUCGACUCACUCGAUAUCACCGUCCGGGAAGGCGAGCACCUUCUCGUUCUUGGUCCUAAUGGAGUUGGUAAAUCGUCCAUUUCUCGCGUAGUAGCUGGUUUGUGGCCCGUUUACCGCGGCCUUGUUUCCCGUCCCCGACAAGGCGGUAUGGGAGGAAUCAUGUUUCUACCUCAACGUGUCUACCUUGCACAAGGAACGUUAAGAGACCAAGUCAUUUAUCCCCACACCGAGAUGGAGAUGCGAGCCGAUAGCCGCAGUGAUCAUGAGUUAAGGUUGAUCCUGGAUGCGGUCAGACUGGGUUACCUACCUGACCGGGAAGGCGGUUGGGACUGUAGAAAGGAAUGGAAGGAUGUUCUCUCCGGUGGUGAAAAACAGCGUAUAUCUAUUGCACGUCUGCUUUACCAUGAACCGAAAUACGCAUUCAUAGAUGAAGGCACUUCCGCUGUCUCCCAAGAUGUUGAAGGCCUCCUUUACGAAACUGCCAAGGAACGCGGUAUCACGCUGAUUACGAUAUCUACUCGCGCUCAGCUAAAGAAAUAUCACACAUUCCAACUCCAACUUGACGGCCCUAACGGAGGAUGGGAAUUCGACCGGAUUGGCACGGAGCGCGAGAGAAGUAGCGUUGAGAACGAGCUGAGGGAACUGAAAGAGAAGGUCCAGAAUGUCAAAGCACUCCGAGAACGGUUAAAAACGGUCGAAGAGGAUUUAGCGAGGGUCUUUGUUACCGGUGGCGAAGAACUCCCGGGGUUCGAAGGGAAGAGCGGGGAGAGCUCUGGGGGGAUCAAGGAGGGCAGUGUUGUCGUGAAAAGCGGCAGCGGGACAGAGGAACACACUGCGGAGGAGGUAACGAGCGAAGAGACGAAGUCUGGUGACGAUGAGAAGGUUCCGAGCGAGGGGGGUGAGAACAAGGGGAAGCAAGUGGAUUUGGAGAAUGAAAGUUUUGCUGAUGCAGUGAAGAAAGGUGGUGAUGAAUAA
This is a messenger RNA of Morchella importuna, 2595 nucleotides long. RefSeq lists its product as uncharacterized. The record is from RefSeq and is a predicted model, not a curated record. Gene Ontology annotation, biological process: peroxisome organization; fatty acid beta-oxidation; very long-chain fatty acid catabolic process. Gene Ontology annotation, cellular component: peroxisomal membrane. The transcript has 8 exons. NCBI's taxonomy places the organism in Eukaryota, Fungi, Ascomycota, Pezizomycetes, Pezizales, Morchellaceae. Gene Ontology annotation, molecular function: ATP binding; ABC-type transporter activity; ATP hydrolysis activity. Bases 1 to 2595 code for a protein of 864 amino acids.